Molecule: messenger RNA, 1011 nt
Organism: Thermochaetoides thermophila DSM 1495
Lineage: Eukaryota; Fungi; Ascomycota; Sordariomycetes; Sordariales; Chaetomiaceae
Exons: 2
Coding region: 1-1011 (336 amino acids)
Source: RefSeq, a predicted model, not a curated record
AUGCCUUCUACCCAGCCGGAUGACCAAGCCCUGUGGAACAAGCUCAAAUCGACAGAGCCUGCUAGAAGCGAUAAGUCUGGAGCAAGCCAGCCCCCUGAGGAACCGGUGGUGUCAAAACAGAAAGUUGCGUUAGUCUCCACUCGCAAGGAGUAUUCAGUCUCUACUGGGUUCUCUGGGGCUGGACUGGCAGAAGAUGAUGAGGAGGUUGUUGACCAGCUUCUUGAAAGUCUUGCGGAUGAAGAUUUCGACCUUACUGCUGCCGAAGUCGGCUCGAUUCUUUUGCCAGGAAACAACACAAGGGUCGACGAGGAUAAAACGGUCAGCCACCUACAGUCGACACGAAGAGAACCUACCAUAUCGGAGGCAGUUAACGAUGAUAACUCCGACGGAGAGCAGAUGGACCAAGCGGUAGAGUCGAUCCUUACUGAGAUCACAGAGGAACUUAAGAGAUUACCACUCCCCUCGGCGUCAGCAACUUCAGAAAAGGCCCAACACGGGAUAGAUGAUCAACAGCCCCAGAUCCAGUCAGACCAAGCCGGAGUCGAGCCCUCGAAGUCAAUCACUAAGACAGCUGAUGCUGAUGUUACUUUCCUGAACCUUCCUUCCGUGCCUUCUCGGCUAGUCGACCCAGUCCCUAGCCACGAAAUAGCCCAUCAUCAGCAGAAAGAGGAAGACGUCGACCAAGAUAUUGCCCUCAGGUUAUUCUCGCUUAAAGGAAUUGGCUACGACGCCUUUGGGAUGCCGAUUGCCCCGACCUUCGACCCUCUGAAACACAGUCCGGCGUCUAAGAGCAGUACAAAGGGCACCGGGCUGCUUCGAUCCAAGUAUUCGGACGAAGACUUGAAGACUUGGUGCAUUGUCUGCCUAGAGGAUGCUACGAUCCGAUGUCUUGGGUGCAACAGUGACGUGUAUUGCGACCGGUGCUGGGGUGAAAUGCAUGUCGGACCGAGAGCAAGCUAUGAUGACCGCGGACACCGGUGGGUGAAACUUGGAAAGACGGGUGAGAAUUGA